AUGGGUCGUGUUCGUACAAAAACCAUCAAGAAGGCAUCACGCCAAAUCAUCGAAAAGUACUACACAAAGUUAACCUUGGAUUUUCAUACCAACAAACGUGUUGUCGAAGAAAUCGCCAUUAUCCCAACGAAACGUCUUCGUAAUCAAAUCGCUGGUUUCAUUACACAUUUGAUGAAACGUAUUCAAGCUGGACCUGUUCGUGGCAUUUCGAUUAAACUUCAAGAAGAAGAACGUGAACGACGGGAUAACUAUGUUCCAGAAGUUUCAGCACUCGAACCACAAACAAUGAUCGCCAUCGAUCAAGACACCAAGGAUAUGUUAAACGCAUUCGACUUCAAAAGUUUACCUAAUGUUGGUGUACAAGAAAGCAACGACCAGCAAAACCAACAAGGUGGAAAUCAACGUGGUGGUCACAAUCGACAACAGGAGGGAUAUGCUCGACGAGCUGGUUUUCAAUAA
Messenger RNA from Adineta ricciae, 459 nucleotides. The record is from the annotation of a GenBank genome assembly. NCBI's taxonomy places the organism in Eukaryota, Metazoa, Rotifera, Eurotatoria, Adinetida, Adinetidae.